CCGUAGUCACCUGUAUAAUAACUACUUACUCAGGAUUUCCUCCAUCUCAGAAAUUUAAACUUUGUACGAUCAGGUCAAAGGUCAUUCAUACCCUCUGACAGAUGUAGAUUUAAAAUCGUUUUUAUUCAGUCAAGAAGUUUGUUGAUUAGGGAUGCACCGAUUCUUUCUCUGGCAGAUUUAUUUCCUUCAUUUUGGGAGAUCGGUGAUAGCUCAUGCUUACAUGCAUGUGAAGCAGAUCUUCACAUCUAAUCAAUCAACAGUGUUUGAUUGGUCUAAAAAUCAGCCACCAUCCUCUUGCUCUCCUAUGAGAGAGGUUUGACUGACAGACUGGCCUAUAAGGUCAUGUCUGCACCUUUUCAGCUAGAAAUGUUGGUAACAGCGGUCACACCACCGUUUCAGGCAAAAAAACAUUUCAGACAAAAAUGAUUUUGUCUGAAAUGUUGGUAACAGUGGUGUGACCGCCGUUACCAACAUUUCAGACAAAAUCAUUUUAUUGUCCAAAAACAGAAUUGGCAGGUCAAGUUUCUUAAAGAUUGGUAAUCGGCACACGUCUACAAAUGAAGCUUAAUUUUUGUAUUUGAUGCCUUUAAUCCACUGGCAUGUUUAAACACAAUCAGGAGUUUUAUUUAAAGAGGUACAACAUUCUCAAUGUGCUUUAGAGGUGACCACAAUAAAGUCUUAUUGGACACAUGUUCCAAAUUUCCUUUUGGACAGUUAAAACAGGGGAGUGAGUCACUUAAAAUAAUGUGUGAAACUGCAUUCAUAAAGUUCUAUUAUCAUGUAAUAGAGUACAUCUUUCUUUACAUUUUAUGGUAUGCAAUAAAAAACAAAGAUUUAUUUAAAAAAAUAUAUAAAAUGUUUUUUUUAUGAUAAUUUGUUAAUUGGAAUAAUGGUUAAAUAUGAAACUUUGCCCAUGGGUCCACUCCAGCAGUCGAUGGGUGAGCAUCAGGGUCAGCAGUGGAAAGGUCACCAGUCCAUCACUGGGCAAUAAAGAAAGAUACAGCGCAGGCAACCAACCACACAGUCCUGCACUUGAUCCUUUAAUUCACACUUGGUUUGAGAUAAAGCUGUAGGUUGCCACCUUUUCUGAUUUAAAAAUGACCAUUAAUCAUUUUUGCCCUGAAACAGUGACAUAUCAACAACACAGUUUCUGUGAUAUGCAGAGCUAUGAAAGCCUUGUCUAUCCAGUCCACUCUCAGAGAGCACAAAAUAACCUCAAACCUUGUUAAAUUAUUCUGCUGUAAGAUUUUAAAGCUUCUUCCUCUCAUGUUUGAUAUGUAGUCCCCUUUAGAAAUUCACAGAUUAUGUUAUCAUUCAAAGAUUGUAAAAGUCGCCCAGCAGAGGACAUCCGCAGCUUCACAGCUACACAUAAAUAUAGCCAUACGGUGCAUUUAGAGAACAUGCAGACUUUUCGCUGUUCACAAUGUGCUCAGAGUUUUGGUUAACCACAGGCUGACUCGAGAAAAGGGCAGGGUAUGAGAAGCUGCUGUGAGUUUUCUAAUGGAACCCAAAGUUGCUUUAGUUGUCAUGUGAAACGGGACAGAAGGGAAAAAGUUUCUUCUCAGCAGCAAGGGUCGUCGAUACAAUGUUGAAAUGUGGAAAAUUUGGCACAUUAAUGCAGGAAAUCUCUUGGGGUUGUGUUACGGAGACGAAAGUGAACUUCCUAUUUUAGCCCCGCUGGUAUUUUGAGCUCUUAAGUAACACGUUUUCUGCAAGAAGGAAAGAGGAGUUCAAGAGAGAAAAAACUGAAAAAUGUGCAGAAAUUUCUGAGGAAAGGAAGAAAGACAUGGCAGUGCAUGCUCCUGUCAACGGGACGACAGCAAUCCCGUGGAGAAGCAGCCGGCGGAGACUCUCGCUGCUGGAGAAACUCAGGGGCUGUCAAGACGCCUGGUGUCCCGGGGCCUCCUGGGACAGAGACGCGGCCCACGCUGCUAUCCAUGGAGCACCAGCCGGGAGCUUCCUGAUUGUGCGGGACUCUGUGACGUCUCAGCCCUGCCUACUGUGUGUGUCUGCAGGGGAUCAGAAUGAAGACGUUCUCGAUUAUAAAAUCAACUGCAAGGGAACAGCUUUCCAGCUCUCUGAGUCUCGUCUGUCUUUCUCCGAUUUGCCUCAGCUGGUGCUCUUCUACUCUCUGACCAGGGAUGUGCUGGCUGUCUGCCUGUCCAUCCCCCGUUGGCUCUACAGACCAGCUGAGAUGAAUCAAGAUCGUCUCUCUGAGCUUGAACCUAAAAUGUGGUUGUCCACACCACCCGAACAACAAGCAGAAGAAAUGCCCAACAAGGAGCCAAGCCAUGUCAUGUGCUCUAUUCAGCUGACUUCUGCCAAUGGCGCCCUGUGCAUCAUAAAUCCCCUCUAUGUUCAUGAACAUGGAGAUGACUGGUUGACUCACCGGCCAGCAGCUUUACAGUCAUCAAAUAUCAGGCGAGAGCGACGCCUGAGCACCACCCGGACUUGGGUAGGGGCUGGGAUACAAAGCAAACGAGCCAUCUCACUGGACCAGGAAUCCAAGGCUGUCAGUACAGAGGGAUCAGGUCUGACCAGAGCCAGGUCCGCUGAUUCCCCUUUCAUCCCACAAACACCAACAGAAGUGGUCCUCAGGAGGCCCAGCAGGGAUUUAACGUGUAGCGUCCCUCAAAGAGCGAGCACGGGAAGCCUUUCCACGCCCACCACACCAGGAACACCUGAGCAGCACCGUCACAGCAGCCCCGUGCCUCAGUCUCCACACAGGGUGUCCUGGAUUGAAGAUGGAGUUUUUUUGCCUCCACCCAGGCCUUCGUCUUUGCUCCAGCCCCCAUCGCUGGAGCUUGACUCGCUGUCAAUCAGCAGCAUAGAGGAGGAGCAGGAGAGCCCACCAACAGGCCCAGCGCCCCUCCACCCUUCAGCGCAUCGCUUGGCUGGUAAGGUCAUCAACCGUCUGUCAGCUGUGGGCCAGGCGCUCGGUGGUCUGGUGUCCCAGAAGAAGAGGCUGACCAAUCGGGUGGUGGAGAUGAGUGAGAGGAAAGGAAACGCCUUUGGAGAGGCAGUUAAAGGAUUUGUAGAGAUGACCCUGAAGGGAGGUUCUGACCCCACUGGGCCUAUGGGAGCAGAGUACCUACAGGAAGUGAGGUCAUCACUUUCAUCGCUCAGGGAGAUCCUGUUGGAUUAUCCAGACAUUCAGGCCAUACUGGACAGCAUCACUGACUUAAAUGACUCUGAGAUUGAUUCUCUGGUGGAGCUCGCUCUUCACAAAGUGGCCUUGAAGCCUGUCUCCUCCCAUCUCUACUCCUGCAUUCACACCUCCAGGACCAAUGACAGCAGCUUUCAGCGUCUCCAGGGAAACUUCCUGUUGCUAGAAAAGAACGGAGUUGAAGAACUUGGUGGAUCAAAAGGAGUCGGAGUCCCUGAUUCUGUCACAUUGGAGAGAAUACAGCAGAGAUGGGCCAGUAUGCAUGAGGCCUACUCCCCAAACAAGAAGAAUCAGAUCCUUCUCAAGGUCUGCAAGAGCAUUUACCACAGCAUGAGCACUAAUGCUACUUCCAGUGCAGGUGCGGUGUUUGGAGCGGAUGAUUUCCUGCCUUGUUUGACCUGGGUCCUCCUCCGUAGCAACUUGGUCAGCUUACAGGUGGACACGGACUACAUGAUGGAGCUGCUGGACCCCACACAGCUACAGGGAGAAGGUGGCUACUAUCUUACAACUCUAUAUGCCUCUCUCUACUACAUCACUAGCUUCCAGCCACGGCUGGCUGCCCGCCAGCUCAGUGUAGAGGCCCAACACUCUAUCAACCAAUGGCAUCGCAGACGCACGCUCCACUGCAACAAGUCCCGUCGCAGCAUGCACAGACGGACAAUUCGCAGGCAGACAGCCAAGCAGAACUUAGAGACAGAAACUGAGAGCAAGAGUGAAAGUGGGAAAGAAAAUGAGUCUGAAAAUGCUGAUGUUUCAGAACGACACACAGAAACUAGCGCAAAUGCUGAGUGGCGGCCAAGUGAGAACACAGAGUGUGAACCGGAACUAAGAGACCAGCCACAGACCACGGUGCAGACAAAAUUUCAACCUGCAAAGCAGCAAGAGGUGAUGACCAGCGAACACGAAGACAAGCUGAGUGUUUGCAUAGAAACAGAGGAGGCCAAAGACGAUUCUGAUGGAGAGCUUAGAGAAGACCUGAGGUGACAUCAUGGGACAGUUUGUCAGUCUUUCCUCCUGGGUCAAACAAACCCUUCCUAAACCCACAUUAAUCACUCCUCUAAAACAGCACCAUGGUACCAUCUGCUUUUUCACAUGCAGUUGUAAAAGUCCCUGAUGUAGGUCUUAGUUGAGGGUGUUCAGUGUUGCUUUCUUUUUGGGCCCCUGCCUCUGUGCGUUUCCGCUCUGUGUAUCGACUUUAUCUUCCUGUUUAGAUGGUGGUUCUAAUUUAACCCAUGUACGUGUUUGUAUUAGACCUGAUGCACAAUGCUUCUCGCCUGUUGAAAUUGGACAUUAGGUUAAUUUCUCCUCAACUCUAAACACCGAAAAGCAGAGUCAGCGAAUUAGACAGCGAUCUUAAAUUAUAGCUUGUCAAUCAAUAUAACCUUGCAAAAUUAUUCAUACCCCGUGAACUUUUUCGCAUUUUAUGACUUUCCAACAAUGUAUACGUCAUACGUUGGGAUGGCCUGGUCACAAUUUAGAUGUAAAUUCAAAUGAGAAGCAAUGGCUAGCUGUUUCCCAGUGGGACCACUGACAGGUGACCUGAUAUGGAGUCAUCUAGUAUGUCAAUUAAGCUUCUACCAUUUUUAAUAUGCAAAUGGAAGAAAUAUCAAAUAUAUUGUUGUAUUCAGAUUAAAAUUAUACACUUGGCAUUUCUUCUCAAAUAGGCAACUGCUUCCAGCUAGAAGCAUCACUUGCUUGUUUCUUUAUCACUGUACCUCAGACAAAUUGUUACCAGUGGGGGUUUGUUAUAGGUCAGUAAUAUUUAACUGAGAUUUCUAUCUUUAAGAUUAUAUCUGUGUAGCACACACAAGCUUUUAUUUAUCAGACAGCGAUAAUGUUCAAUGGAUGUGUAGCACUGCUUGCUUUUAAAUAAAGAUCUCUUCUCCUCCCUGCUAA
Molecule: messenger RNA, 5062 nt
Organism: Poeciliopsis prolifica (blackstripe livebearer)
Lineage: Eukaryota; Metazoa; Chordata; Actinopteri; Cyprinodontiformes; Poeciliidae
Gene: rinl
Product: Ras and Rab interactor-like
Exons: 11
Coding region: 1787-4150 (787 amino acids)
Biological process (GO): vesicle-mediated transport
Cellular component (GO): cytosol; endocytic vesicle
Molecular function (GO): small GTPase binding; guanyl-nucleotide exchange factor activity
Source: RefSeq, a predicted model, not a curated record